Molecule: messenger RNA, 280 nt
Organism: Sinocyclocheilus anshuiensis
Lineage: Eukaryota; Metazoa; Chordata; Actinopteri; Cypriniformes; Cyprinidae
Product: protein scribble homolog
Exons: 4
Biological process (GO): neurotransmitter receptor transport postsynaptic membrane to endosome; embryo development; receptor clustering
Cellular component (GO): postsynaptic density; postsynaptic membrane; basolateral plasma membrane
Molecular function (GO): protein kinase binding
Source: RefSeq, a predicted model, not a curated record
GAUUCCCGAAAACAUUAAAUUCUGUCAGGCCUUGGAGAUGGCAGACUUCAGCGGAAACCCCUUGUCCAGGUUGCCUGAUGGCUUCACACAGCUCAGAGGACUGGCUCACCUAUCACUCAAUGACGUGUCGCUGCAGUCUCUACCCAAUGACAUUGGAAACUUGUCAAACCUGGUGACUCUAGAGCUGAGGGAGAAUCUACUGAAAUCUUUGCCCUCCUCUCUUUCCUUCCUGGUUAAACUGGAACAGCUGGAUCUGGGAAGCAAUGUACUGGAAGUUUUG